UUUCAUAAGGGGGGCUUAGACUUCCUUCUCUUAUCUCUAAUCCUUGGGGGUUCGCACCCCUUGGACGGUCGCCUCAUCCCUCAUCAUUCCUUCUUUAGCUCUGGCCCGACCAGUAGAUACUGCACCCUUUUGACCAUGGCAAUGGAGGCAGAAUCGGGUACGGCAGACGGCAGCCUCGAAAGCGAUGCCAAAUAUCGUGGUGUGAGCGUGUAUCAUUUGAAAGAGGUCUUCCUUCCAUCCUUAGAGGCAACCGAAGGAUUGUCGACGGACUCAAGAUUCUACGAAAUCGAGGACUCGAGAAAGGAGACAGGGUUUGUUCGUGAGAAGGGGCGCCGUGUCACUUGUCCUCGUGAUGGGAUGCUGGGGGCGUCUUAUGUUGACUCUCUGCAGGGGAGGGAUCAUGUAGGAAAGUCAACACACAUGCUCUCGUGGACUUGGUGGUACAAGGUUGGAGAUGUGGUAGAGACGUUGAUCAACUUUUGCGAGCAAAGGGAGCUGAACAUGAAGCGUACCUACAUUUGGAUCUGCGCUCUUUGUUUGAAUCAACAUCGGAUCAUGGGCACAGCCUGCGCUGAUGCCUUCAAUUUCGAAGAAAACUUUCGCUCUCACGUCCUACACAUUGGGCAUGUAAUUGUCAUGAUGACUCCCUGGGAUGAACCCCAAUAUCUAAAGCGUAUUUGGUGUAUAUUCGAACUAUAUACGGCAAUGAAAAAUGAUGUUCAAAUCUCUAUAGUCAUGCCCAAGCAGGAAGAAGACAGGAUGACCCAUGAACUUGUCGGAGUGCAAGGGAAAGGAAUCAACGAGCUUUAUGCUGUGUUGCAAAAGACAAUGAUCCAAAAUGCCAAGGCUACGGUAGAGCAGGACAGGCUCAAAAUAUUGCAAAUGGUCGAAUGCAAUGAUGGAUUUCAUUUUGUCAACAAACAAGUCACCCAGCAUAUUCGCUUCUGGAUACGGGGAAUUUUGUCCAGUCUGGCUUCCGCCGUUGUCGCUACCCACCAUACAGAGACAGCAAGCUCGCAGCAGUUUGUUGGUCUUUGCUCUCGAUAUGGUCAACUAUUCGCGAGCAUUGGGGAGUAUGAUCUGGCUUUGACCGCAUUGGAAAAGGCGCACAGGGUUGCAGGAGAUGCCUUUGGCGAGAAACAUUGGCAAACAAUCGACAUACAUGAUAGCAUUGGGUCGAUUUACCUAAACAAAGGGCAAUACAAGAAAGCACGAACGAUCUUUCAAAAGUGCUUACUGAGCAGAGAGUGUCAGUCGUCGAACCGAAACAGUCGAGAGCAUCGUCUGAAGAUUGCCAAUGCCCACAACUCGAUGGGCUGGGCUGAACUAUGUCUGGGCGAUUAUGUGGAGGCCACAAAGCUCUAUCGAAAAUCCCUUUCUAUUCAAGAGGAAGCUCUAGGUAGCCGACACGCUGAAGUUGCCGAAACAUACAGCAACCUGGGCAUGGCGCUUCACCGUCAUGGUGACUACCGGGGGGCCUCGCUGGCCCACGACAAGGCAAUCGACAUACUCGAAAGCUGCUACGGAAGAGAUCACCCUCGCACGGCAAAGGCAUAUCAUUCACUGGGAAGUGUGUUUCUGUGCACAGAACAGUUUGAGGAUGCACUUGCAGUGUUUCAGAAGUGUCUUUCGAUUCGUGAGAUUGCUCUCGGCGAGCACCCUGAGACGGCGGCGACUCUCGCGUCGAUGGGUUGGGUUCGGGCUUGUCAAGGAAAGCAUAAUCGAGCCAUUGGGAUGUACAAACAGUGUUUGGGUAUCCAGAAGACUACGCUGGGCGCAGACCACCCGGACACGGCUGGUACCUGUGUAUCGAUUGCCAACUCUUUGCUAGAAAAGAAAAGGUACGAUGAAGCCAUACGAAUCUACCACAAAGCCUGCACUAUCUUCGCCAAGGCCCUUGGUGCAGAGCAUCCCAAGACGACAAGUGCGAAACGGCUGCGCUUUGUUUCGAUCUAUCGACAACAGCGAACGAAGUUCAUUACCAAAACUCUCCACACUGUUGCCUAUCUUGCAAUGACGGUGAUGUUUUCUUUGGUGAUUCUUGGUAACAAUGCGAUUCCACUGCCACUCAAGAUUUUCGCAACAGUUGCCUAUGCAACAUUCGUCGGUUCCCUCGUGAAAGAACUCUACGUGAUAUGUCGCAUCCACUACGAAUUGAACUUGGAGUGCCCCGGCGUUGCUUCUUUGAGCGCCGAAAUGACUAGCCUUACAAGGCCCACUGCUUCCUCUCCUGCAUACUCUCCCGUGGAAACCAUCGAGCUGGUGUAGACCAAUGAUGCCGGAGUCGCAGCAGCACUCGGGCAGCACUCAUCUGGCCUUUUACGGCUUGUGCUUGUGCACGUGGCCUUUGGGGCGACCUGUUCUUCACUGCUAGCUACAGUUGCAUUGGGUAUAUGCAUACGAGAAUCUUGCAUUGAUAAUCGUCAACCAUAGUAACAAUUGAUCUUUGGAAGCAAGAUAGUGCCA
Seminavis robusta is the source of this 2466-nucleotide messenger RNA. The record is from the annotation of a GenBank genome assembly. Lineage: Eukaryota; Bacillariophyta; Bacillariophyceae; Naviculales; Naviculaceae.